AUGUCUUCCGCUGAGGAAAUUUACAAUGGUACAGUUGUAGCAGACAAGUACCGAUCUCACAUGCAUGGGGAAGCAGAAAAGAACACCAAAUGGAGACAUGGUGGCCCUCCUAUCUAUAAUCUGGUUAACCAAGUCUUCGAACAAGGUCGAACAAAGGAAUGGCCGAAAGGAUCAUUAGAGGAAACGGUGCAGAAUGCUGUCAAAACAUGGGAGAUGGAGCUCUCUCACAAGACACAGUUGCAGGACUUCAAAACCAUCAACCCAGAGAAAUUCAAGUUAUUCGUCAAUGGGAGAGAAGGAAUAUCAGGGGAAGAAACUCUUAGACUUGGGAGCUACAACGCAUUGUUGAAGACCUCUCUUCUUGAGAAGUUUCAGUACUACAAGGCCAACGAAGAGAGCUUCGAGUCGUCUCACGACGUCUUCCAAACGGCUUUUCCUCGUGGGUUUGCUUGGGAGGUGCUGAGCGUUUACUCUGGACCACCUGUGAUAGCUUUCAAGUUCAGGCACUGGGGUUUCAUGGAAGGUUCUUUCAAAGAACAUGCUCCCACAGGGGAGAAGGUUGAAUUUUAUGGGAUGGGAGUUCUCAAGGUUGAUGAGUCUCUCAGAGCUGAAGAGGUUGAGAUUUAUUACGACCCGGGAGAACUGUUUGGAGGUCUAAUGAAGGGACCACUGGUCUCUGAAAAUGGGUUAGACCAGCGAGGUCCGAACCCUAAACCAUCAUGCUCGCUUUGCCCGGUUUGGAUCAUCCAGUUUGGUUCAUAUCCGUUCAACCCUACCUGA
Messenger RNA from Nelumbo nucifera (sacred lotus), 780 nucleotides. The record is from RefSeq and is a predicted model, not a curated record. NCBI's taxonomy places the organism in Eukaryota, Viridiplantae, Streptophyta, Magnoliopsida, Proteales, Nelumbonaceae.